CCGCAUCGGCGUUGUGUUCAGUUGUGAUUGGAGGCAGAGUUCAGUCAGUGGACUGCCCACAGAGAAAUGGAAAUUUAGGGACCGCUCUGUUGUGCCUGUACCUUCAAAACAUCUAUGUAAAUCUAUUUCUUCCUCUGGGAGCGUGUGAGCAUCAGAUACAGCACGGAAAGCCCGGGGAGGUGUAGAGAAACUGGUGUGCUAGCUGGCUGUUAGCUAGCCCCUGAGCCCCAUGGAGUUCCUCUGUGAGAUAGUUCAAGGCUUGGUCGCUCUGGCAGCUGCAGGGGUGAUUGUGGUGUUUGUCGUAGCACAUGUCACAGCCAGUAUGGUGAAUCUAACACGACAUGAGAAGGAGAAGUACUUCCUCACCGCCAACGGGGACAAGGAGCUGUUCCCCAGCCUGCAUGAUCCCCACUCCCGGGAGCUGUCUGUGGUCAUUCCAGCCUAUAACGAGGAACUUCGAAUGCCUGUGAUGUUGGAAGAGGCGAUGGAGUACCUGGAGAACAGACAGAAAGAGCAUCCCUCGUUUACCUAUGAGGUCAUUGUGGUUGACGAUGGCAGCAGAGACAAAACCACAGAGGUUGCCUUGCAGUACACAAGGAAGUACGGUGCGGACAAGGUGCGGGUCUUGACUCUGGUGAAGAACAGAGGGAAAGGAGGAGCCGUGCGGAUGGGAACUAUGAGCUCCAGAGGGAAGCUCAUUCUGAUGGCCGAUGCUGAUGGAGCCACAAAGUUUGCCGACAUUGAGAAAGUGGAGGCCGGCCUUCACGACCUCAACCCUAAACCGGAGAAUAUGGCAGUUUCAUGCGGCUCCAGAGCUCACCUGGAGCAGGACUCAAUCGCUCAGCGGUCUUUCUUCCGCACAUUCCUGAUGUAUGGGUUUCACUUCCUGGUGUGGUUCUUCUGCGUGCGGGGGAUCAAGGACACGCAGUGCGGCUUCAAGCUCUUCACCCGCGAGGCCGCCCUCCGGACCUUCUCCUCUCUCCACGUGGAGCGCUGGGCCUUUGAUGUGGAGCUCCUGUACAUCGCCCAGUGCUUCAAAAUCCCCAUAGCAGAGGUGGCGGUCAACUGGACUGAAAUAGAAGGGUCCAAAUUGGUCCCGGUGUGGAGCUGGCUGCAGAUGGGACGAGACCUGGUCUUCAUCCGCUUGCGCUACAUCACCGGUGCCUGGAAGCUGGAGUCGCCACACAAGACCGACUAGCCAAUCAGACAAGCCUUAUCUAGGGCCAUCGAGCCUUUUAUUUGAUGGGACUACCAAAUGUGUCAGGAGUUUAUUUUAAUCAACGCAGAAACAAAACACACUUCACCUAAUUUCCUCUCCAGAUGCUGUCGUUGGAUGAGAGGUGCUGACACAGUUGAGAGUUUCCCUCGGUCCUGCGUGUUGUUAGCUGGACAGUGGCUUGUGGUGGCCACGGUUACACGCACAUCGCUUUUUUGCCACGGUUCACAGGACAUACACUGUAUGACUGACCCGUGUACCACGUUACUACCUUUUUAUGUUAUGUAUGUCAACUGUAAGUGAGAAAGACUUGUAGUGAAUUGUGAUGGGUCUGAUUAUUUGUUCAUGUUAUGAUUCUGCCAGGUGAAAUGCAACAUGUUAUUUUGUGAGAGUUUCACAAGGGAGGGAUUGUUGAGCAUAAAUGGCUGUGGGGUGGGUGGGCUGAAGGACUUGAACCAAAAUAAAAA
Messenger RNA from Myripristis murdjan (pinecone soldierfish), 1683 nucleotides. RefSeq names its product ALG5 dolichyl-phosphate beta-glucosyltransferase (gene alg5). Gene Ontology annotation, biological process: protein N-linked glycosylation. Gene Ontology annotation, cellular component: endoplasmic reticulum membrane. The record is from RefSeq and is a predicted model, not a curated record. The transcript has 10 exons. The coding region runs from base 230 to 1198 and encodes 322 amino acids. Lineage: Eukaryota; Metazoa; Chordata; Actinopteri; Holocentriformes; Holocentridae.